Acytostelium subglobosum LB1 is the source of this 420-nucleotide messenger RNA. RefSeq lists its product as hypothetical. Gene Ontology annotation, cellular component: P-body; RNA polymerase II, core complex. Gene Ontology annotation, molecular function: nucleotide binding; translation initiation factor binding. The transcript has 3 exons. NCBI's taxonomy places the organism in Eukaryota, Evosea, Eumycetozoa, Acytosteliales, Acytosteliaceae. The record is from RefSeq and is a predicted model, not a curated record. Gene Ontology annotation, biological process: nuclear-transcribed mRNA catabolic process, deadenylation-dependent decay; positive regulation of translational initiation; mRNA export from nucleus in response to heat stress. Bases 1 to 420 code for a protein of 139 amino acids.
AUGGCUGAUCACUCAAUAAGAAGAGGUGUUGUUCAAGAAGAGGAAGACCUAUCAGUGUUGAGAUUCCCAAAAGAUUUGGCCAAUGCAAAGUUCUUGUUGAACUCAGAGGUGUCUAUGCUACUAGAGUUCAGAAAGGAGUCUGCUGAGAAUGAAGGAGGCGCAGAGUUCCCUCAAUCAUUCCACAAGACACUGGCAUAUGCAGAGCGAUUCAGUAGAUAUAAGAACAAGACAUCGAUCAAACAGGUUAGAUCAACAUUGUCGAAGCAGGGAUUGGAGGAGUUUGAGAUUGCAAGUCUUGCCAACCUCUGUCCAGAACACUCUGAUGAGGCCAAGAGUCUAAUCACCAGUUUGAAGCGUUUCGACGAUGACUCUCUACAAGCUAUACUCGAUGAGCUAUCCAAUCUGAGAAAGUUCAACUGA